Molecule: messenger RNA, 1335 nt
Organism: Sclerotinia sclerotiorum 1980 UF-70
Lineage: Eukaryota; Fungi; Ascomycota; Leotiomycetes; Helotiales; Sclerotiniaceae
Exons: 8
Coding region: 1-1335 (444 amino acids)
Biological process (GO): carbohydrate metabolic process
Molecular function (GO): polygalacturonase activity
Source: RefSeq, a predicted model, not a curated record
AUGAAGUCUGCUGUACUUUCAUUCGUUGCCACCUCUCUAUUGGCUUUGCCAGCCCUUGUUUCUGCACAAUUAUCUGGUACCGUUGGUCCUACCACAAGCACUGCUUCUAAAGCUGCUAAGAAAAUUUGUAAUAUUCUUGACUAUGGAGGUGUUGCUUCUGCUACUACCGACAACGGUCCUGCUAUCUCAAAAGCCUGGACUGCAUGUGUGUCCGGAGGUGAAGUCUAUAUUCCCUCUGGAAGCUAUGGUCUAGGCACUUGGGUCACCCUCACAGGAGGAACUGGUGUGUCUAUUAACUUGGAAGGAACAAUUUACCGAACUGGAACUGCUGGAGGAAACAUGAUCUUCAUCGAGCACACAACCGAUUUCGAAUUUUACAGUGGUAACUCUAAGGGUGCUAUCCAGGGUUACGGCUAUGUCUUUCAUUCAGCGGGCACAUAUGGUCCAAGAAUCUUGCGUCUUUAUCAGGUUACAAGCUUUUCUGUGCAUGGCAUUGUCUUGGUCGACUCUCCUGCCUUCCACUUGACACUUGAUACUUGCACAGAUGGUGAACUGUACAAUUUAGUCAUUCGUGGUGGUAAUGAAGGUGGUCUAGACGGUGUUGAUAUUUGGGGAGUCAAUAUCUGGGCACAUGACAUUGAAGUCACCAACAAAGAUGAAUGUGUUACAGUCAAGAGUCCCGCCAGCCACAUCUUAGUCGAGAACAUCUUCUGUAACUGGAGCGGAGGAAGUGCGAUCGGAAGUCUUGGUGCUGACACUGCGAUCUCCAAUGUCGAAUACAACCACGUCUACUCCCAAAACUGUAACCAGAUGAUGUUGAUCAAAUCCAACGGUGGCUCCGGUACAUUCUCUGGCGCUACAUUCAACAAUUUCAUGGGGCACAGCAACGCCUAUACCCUCGAUAUCGACACCGCCUGGUCAGGCCAAUCCGUUGUUGCCGGCAACGGUGUCACGUACAGCGAUCUUUCAUUUAACCACUGGCAUGGAACCUGCGCAAAUGGUGCAGCUAGAGCUCCUAUCCAACUGCUAUGUCCUUCAGGCAUCCCUUGCAAAGAUAUCACCAUUUCAGCCUUCUACAUCUGGACCGAUGCAGGAAGUUCCGUCUUAUAUAAGUGUAAUAACGCUUAUGGAAGCGGUCCUUGUCUCAAGACUGGUACUACUUAUACUACGUACACAUCGACUGGAACUGUAACUUCUGUUCCUACCGCUUCCUACGCCUACACGACCAUGCCGGGAGAAAUCAAAUCAGGCCUAGGUCUCACAGCAAGUAUCGCCAUCCCAACUCAUCCCGCAUCAUACUACCCAGGUAUCGCUCCCUACAGCGCUCUCGCCUAG